This is a messenger RNA of Ornithodoros turicata, 1299 nucleotides long. It is a transcript of the gene ITP, whose product is annotated as crustacean hyperglycemic hormones-like. The coding region runs from base 97 to 471 and encodes 124 amino acids. Lineage: Eukaryota; Metazoa; Arthropoda; Arachnida; Ixodida; Argasidae. The record is from RefSeq and is a predicted model, not a curated record. Gene Ontology annotation, cellular component: extracellular region. The transcript has 4 exons. Gene Ontology annotation, molecular function: neuropeptide hormone activity. Gene Ontology annotation, biological process: circadian rhythm.
GCAAAGUUUACAAGCUCUCAGCGGGGAACCUCACACAUCCUUGAAUGCACCGGAGCUGGGUACAAUUAAAAGGUUUUUGAGGACAGGAACACAACCAUGCGUGGACAUUACCCUUCACUGAUACAAGUGUGCUCAACAAUCCUCAUAAAGAUGAACGCAAGCCUGACGGUGUGUCUGCGAGUGCUCGUGUUGUUGGUGGCCAUUUGGAAUGGCGUCCAGGCACAACGCAACCUGCACAAAAGGAGUUUUCUAGAGCUCGGCUGUCGGGGUAACUUCGAGCAAUCCUACCUGGCGCGAUUGGAACGUGUUUGUGAAGAGUGUUUCCAACUGUACAGGGAACCUCAGGUCUACAAUAUGUGCAGGGCGAGCUGCUACAAGAACGAAAACUUCGACUCGUGUGCCACGGCCCUGCUAAUCCAGAACGGUGAAUUGGAUGAGAUACGACGAAUGAUCAACUUUGUCUUCGGGUGAUGAGCUCCAUGACGCGACGGGAGUCACGUGACCCGAUAACGACGCCGUGCCCAACUAAUUUAUCGAAACAAUUGUUCGUGAUUUUUGUCACGAAUAUCAGUCAUAAUAUGUAAAAAAUAUGUGAUGGAUGAGUAUUUUAUACACCUGUUGUUAAAAACACCAAAUGCUAUUUUUGUUUAAGGCAUUUUUGUUAGCUCACUUUAUUGUACAUAUUUUGUUCUACCAUUUCACCUAUUAUUUGUACAUACUUUAUGUCCGACAGAGAGAAUCUCUAUGUACACAUACAAAUAUAUAUAUAUAUUUACAUGAUUUCCUACGACAUUUUCAUCUGCUGCUCUUGCCUAUGAGAUUAUUAUAAAUUCAACAGAAAUUUUGCUGUAAAUAUCACAUUAAUCCCUGGGCAGCGAUACUCUCACACACGUAUUUAAAUGCAGAUUUCACCAUGUGAUUGUACCUAAAUACCACAAAAUACUCACUAGUACAUACCUGCCCGAGCUUGUACAGUGUAUAAAACGCGGUAUUCUAACGCGUAUUAUUUAUUUUGUUUUGGUUUGCAGCUUUGAUACAGUAUUAUUGAAUUUGUUCUCAUUGUCACGUUGAAUUUCUUUUUCUUUUUUUUUUGUUUUUUUUUUGUUUGAUUUUGUGAUUUACAAACAUGUCUGUCUCAAACUGUGUUCAACACUGGCAAACUGUGAUACAAACGCAAGUGUCUGUGCAAAAAGAAAACGUGGAACAAAAGAAAAAAAUCAAUAAAAACGGGACUCAUAUUCGAGUAACAGCUGCUUUUGCCCGGAAGCAGCAGAAGUGCAAAAGUUUCCCUUUUGUUUU